Molecule: messenger RNA, 7409 nt
Organism: Onychostoma macrolepis
Lineage: Eukaryota; Metazoa; Chordata; Actinopteri; Cypriniformes; Cyprinidae
Gene: scap
Product: SREBF chaperone
Exons: 23
Coding region: 239-3976 (1245 amino acids)
Biological process (GO): SREBP signaling pathway
Cellular component (GO): endoplasmic reticulum membrane; Golgi membrane
Molecular function (GO): sterol binding; protein binding
Source: RefSeq, a predicted model, not a curated record
UCUGGAGGUUGAAGUUGAGGGGUCACGUUGGCUUACAGUAGCUGACAUGAUGCAGGCAGAACAGUAGAGACCUACAGCCACCUGUCUGUGGAACUCAACAGGAGCCGAAUCACCGUUCAGACAAACCCUCAGAGAGGAAGGGUAGAACCUGUCAUUAGGAUCCCUGGAUGCCCGCCGGUGCCCUCGCCCUGGCCGUACACGCAGACUCAAUGGCUAUCAGCUGACCCCUCCCCCCAGGAUGACGGUGAGAGAGCGGCUUCGGCAGAACAUCUCGGCCGCCUUCUACCGGCACGGCCUACUAUGUGCCUCCUACCCGGUUCCCAUCAUUCUCUUUACCUCUGCCAGCAUCCUGACCUGCUGUUACCCUUUGCUGAAGCUGCCUCUGCCAGGAACAGGGCCUGUCGAGUUCACCACUGGAGUACGAGAUUACUCUGUCCCAUCCCAUGAGUCUCAGGGCGACCUGUCGGAGCGCCCUGAUUGGUAUCGGGGUCCUCCGGUGGCCUACAUCCAGCAGGUUCUGGUCAAGGCAGCAGUUUCACCAUGGGACAAUAGUCUGGUUCCUGUGGACGUGUUCCGCUCUCCCCUUGGGCGCGUUUUUAGUCUCCUGGAGGAGAUCAGAAACCACGUUUACACAGACAGAAGUUUGGAGGCGCUAUGCUUGCAGGUAACGGACCUGUUGCCAGGGUUGCGGCGCAUGCAGGCGGUCCUUCCAGAGCACGGCUGCCUGCUGGUAUCCCCUGGCAACUAUUGGCAGAACCGGCGUGACCUGUUUGAUGCAGAUCCAGACCUCCUGAAGACAGUCCAUCAACAUGAACCCAAAGGCCUUCAUACUUCAGCCACUCUGAAAGAUUUACUCUUUGGUGUCCCAGGGAAGCAGACGGGUGUAAGCCUGUACAGCAAGAAGAGAGUGGUGACAUACACCAUCACAAUUGCACUAAGCUCCUAUGAUGCAAGGUUUGUAGCCAGUCUCAGAGCCCGUCUGAAACAGCUUCAUCCUUCAGCGAACUGCACUCUGCGUGAAGACCACAUGGUGCACGUCCAUUUCAAAGAGGAGAUUGGCAUCGCUGAGCUCAUCCCUCUGGUCACCACCUACAUUAUCCUCUUUGCUUAUAUCUACUUCUCCACCCGAAAGAUUGACAUGGUGAAAUCCAAAUGGGGCUUGGCGCUGGCUGCUGUGGUGACUGUUCUCAGCUCUCUGCUCAUGUCUGUGGGACUCUGUACCUUGUUUGGCCUGACGCCCACGUUGAAUGGAGGGGAAAUCUUCCCUUACCUUGUGGUGGUAAUUGGUCUGGAGAAUGUCCUUGUCCUCACCAAGUCUGUUGUGUCAACGCCUGUCGACCUUGAAGUUAAGCUGCGUAUUGCUCAAGGUCUAAGCAAUGAGAGUUGGUCCAUCAUGAAGAAUAUGGCAACUGAACUGUGCAUCAUCCUCAUUGGAUACUUCACAUUUGUACCAGCAAUUCAGGAGUUCUGUCUGUUUGCUGUGGUCGGUCUGGUGUCCGAUUUCUUCCUGCAGAUGUUUUUCUUCACCACUGUGCUGUCUAUUGACAUCCGCCGCAUGGAGUUGGCUGAUCUGAACAGGCGUCUACCGGCAGAAGCGGGGAUGCCUCCACCGAAACCGGGCCCUUUGCGUCCACGAGAGACACCUCCGCCCCCCCGCCCUUCUCCCCACACCAUCACCCUUCAGGCUCCUGCUUUCCGGAACCUCCGCUUGCCCAAGAGGCUCAGGGUGGUGUACUUCCUAGCCCGCACUCGCCUGGCACAGAGAAUCAUCAUGGUUGGCACCGUAAUCUGGAUUGGGAUCCUGGUCUACACGGACCCUGCUGGUCUGAGGACUUUCCUUGCUGCCCAGGUGUCAGAGCAGAGCCCUCUUGGGGAGGCGGGGCUUCCUCCUCAUUUGGGCGUUGCUCCAGUAUUUCCUGGUGGAGGUCCAACCAGCACACUGAGCGUGCUUCCUGCCCCUGAACCCACUCCCCUACCUGAAAACCAAUCCCAGGGUCACAGAGCAGCCCGUCCAGGAGUUGCCCCUGUGUCCAGCCCCCAGAUCACUUGGGGCCCUGAGGAUGAGGAGUUGUGGAGGCGGCUUUCUUUCCGCCACUGGCCCUCACUCUUCAGCUAUUACAAUAUCACUCUUGCAAAGAGGUACAUCAGCAUUCUUCCAGUCAUCCCUGUCACGCUCCAUCUCAGCCCACAAGAGGCCAUAGACACACGCCAUCCCCAGGAUACACACCAUGCUCCUCCUCCCAGCAUCAAGACCUCGGAUCUGCAGACAGACCUCACACUCUACAAGGUGGCAGCUCUUGGACUUUUCGCCGGAGUGGUGUUAGUUCUCUUACUCUUCUGUCUGUAUCGUGUGCUCUGCCCUCGGAACUACGGGCAGAACGGGGUGCCCCAUGGUCGCCGUCGCCGUGGAGACCUGCCCUGCGAUGAAUAUGGCUACUCGCCGCCAAUCAGUGAAAUUUCCCCUCUCCUGCUGAGAGGCCACAGCAUGGACAUUGAGUGUCUGGCCAGUGAUGGCAUGCUGCUGGCCAGCUGUUGUCUGGCGGGACAGAUCCGUGUGUGGGACGCACAGACCGGAGACUGUCUUACUGUUAUACCCAACAAUGGUCUGCGCAGGAGCAGCAGCAGUGGUUGUUGGGAGCACCGUGAUGGCUUGGAUCACAUAAGUGCUUGUGAGGCCGAGAGCCUCUUGGGGGCGGACUUUCGGGAACCAGGAGGAGUAGCGAUGGGAGGGCCAGAUGUAGAUAUUUUCCCAAUAAGGAGAAGGACCACCCCUGCACGCCCUGCCAUGUUUGGGGACCAGCCAGACCUCACCCCUCUCAUCGACACCAACUUUGGGUCACUGCCCCCAUCUCAGACUUUAAGCAGCUCUGGCUUUGAUUUUGGGGGAUUGGUGGAGAAAGCAUACCAGGAGCAUGAGCCCUCACCAACACUGGCCUUCCCACCUUCUCCUCCGGCUUCACAGCAAAGGCGACGUAGCCUCGGGGACCAGCCUGUCUUUCCACUAGAGCUCCCCCCGCAGUGCAAUGGCGACUGGGACAGCUCAGUGUGGGCCAUGGAGCUGAGGGGUAACCUCAUUGCCACGGGCCGCAGCAGCGGAAAACUGGAGCUGUGGGAUGCAGUAGAGGGAUCAUUACGGUGCUGUAAUGAAGAUGGAGUAUCUGGAAUCACUGCCUUGGCUUUUCUUAAUAACAGAAUUGUGGCAGCUCGUUUAAAUGGCUCACUGGAUUUCUUCACAGUGGAGAUCAACAAGCCUCUGGGGUUGCUGCAAUAUCGUGGACCCCCAGGCCGAGGCAGUCUGCCCCCCUCCCCCUGUUACAGCAGCGAGGAUGUGAUCAGCUGUCAGCUGACGCGCUCAGUGCAGUGUGCCCACCAGAAGCCCAUCACUGUGCUCAAAGCUGCCGCUGGCAGAGUGGUCACCGGCAGCCAGGACCAUACAGUCAGGGUGUAUCGUUUGGAGGAUUCUUGUUGUCUCUUCACCCUGCAGGGCCACUCAGGUGGCAUAACUGCCAUUUACAUAGACCAGACCAUGGUUCUAGCCAGUGGGGGCCAAGAUGGCACCAUCUGCGUGUGGGACGUCCUAACAGGCAGCCGGGUGAGCCACGUUUAUGGUCACCGUGGUGAUGUCACCUCAUUGGUUUGCACAACUUCCUGUAUCAUUAGCAGUGGGUUGGAUGACCUCAUUUGCAUUUGGGACCGUAGCACAGGCAUAAAGCUGUACUCCAUACAACAGGAGGUGGGCUGUGGGGCCAGUCUUGGGGUGAUCUCUGAAAGCCUGCUAGUGACGGGAGGACAAGGUUGCGUGUCGUUUUGGGACCUGAACUACGGGGACCUGCUGCAGACGGUGUACCUGGGCCAGAGCAGCGAAGGUCAGAGCGUCAGGCAGCUCCUGGUUCUGGACAAUGCCGCCAUAGUCUGUGACUUUGGUAGUGAGCUCAGCCUAGUCUACGUGCCCUCUGUUCUGGAGAAGCUGGACUGAUCACACACACACAAACAGCAGCCCACAGAUUUAGUGAAUUUUCAGAGUGGCCGGCACAAAAGCACUCACCCUUUAACCUGUAUCACCGCAGGUUCAUUACAGACGUGAAUGAUGUUUCUCGUGUCCUCUCAUGUACCACCCUACACUUAGUAGGGAGGGAGUGGCCACUUUCUACAACAUCUGAACAGGAUGCAAAUGCAAAACCUGAUUGUUUGGUGUUCAGUAGGCCUCUGAUGCUCCAUCAAAGCAUUUUGUACUUUUGGUAGAACAUCAUACAGAAUAGUCUGUGUAUGAAUCCAGACAGAAUUGCAUAGCUGCUGACAUUGAGAGGUGGCUCACUUGGCCUGCCUUAAGAUGUCUGUUUGUGUGUAUGUUAACAAGCUCACGAUGAGAAUGCCAGGCCGCCCAGCCCAGAAACUCUCAACUGUGUGACAGCUAGAGGUGAGAGAGUUCACAAUAAUAUGUUUGCAGAGGGAGAAGAGGAACGAAAGGUGGUCGUUGGGGCAGAAAAAUGCAUAGAUAUUUCCUGCUGAAAGGAGUAUGUUCUUUGUGUGCAACUGUGUUUGAGUGUUCGAAUCUUCAGAAGUGUUCAGGUCACGUUGCACCCCAUAAUCAAAAGAAUUCUUUGAGGUUUGAUUAAAGACUCAAAGCUUGAACAUCUUAGCAACCGCAUAGAAAUUCCACUUGCAACCUUGCAUAAAGACAGUAAACCUAUUUUAGGACCAAUAUAUAUAUAUAUAUAUAUAAUUAUUAUAAUUUUUUUUUUUUUUUAUCUUAAUGACAAUUAAACAGCCCUUAUAUAUAGUUAUAUAAAGUUUUUUUUGUGUGUAUGUGUAAAAUAAUUUGUAAUGUAAAAAAAAAAAAAAAACCUUUUAAAGAAAAAAUGUUUUCUCACCUGUAAGUAUAUUUACAUGAUAGUAUUUGUUAUACUGAAUUUUUUCAUUUAAAAAAACUAAUUAUGGAUGAUUUUUACAAAGUUUAUAUAUAUAUAUAUAUAUUUUUUUUUUUUUUUUUCCUUUUCAUAUAUUUAUAUUUUCAGUAUAGAAAAUUUGGGAGGGGGUGCUUAAUUGUCAAAAAAUAUCACAAUGCAAAUAAUGUUUAUGAUCUUUAAAGCAGACCUCAGUUUCUUUUUGCAACAUACUUAUUUUCUUUUGAUUUUGGGGUGAAAUUUGAGCUGGAUGCUGCGUUUCUGUGAGUGGUUGUGUUUGUAAGAGCAUACUGUAUACGUCUGAAUCUCUGGGAUGGGGGGGGGGUCUGUUUUUAAUAUUGAAAUCAAUUAUUUAUUAGUGAAAUUUCUAACAAUUUGUAUGAAACUUGGCUUAUAGAUAAGCUAAAGUGGCGACGUGGUCAUACAUUUUAAUAUACAAGAAAAGCUUUGACUAACUUACACCGAAAUAAUAUGAUUAUGUUGAUCAAGUCAGUUUCUGACAGGUGUCAGGCAGCAAGAAGGGUGGCUAGAGAAAAGAGAAAGGGAGAUGUUCUCAUUCCAGUCCUGCCUUAAACACAUGAAAAAUGUUCCUUGGCACAUGUUGUGAUGUCAAAUCUGUUUCCUGAAAUCCUGAAUGAACAUUUAGUAGGGUUAAUGUCUACAGCACCUGUAUGCCAGGUGCAUUUUUAGCUAAGCCGUCAGUACGAAUCACCCAAAGUCAUUGUAAAUGCAACAGAUGAUGAACACCUCUGAUGGAGUUUGAUGCCUCUAUGUGCUGAAAAGUGAUGGACAGGGCUGCUUUUUAUUACUAGAUGUGUAUAUUUUCUUAUUUUCCUGUAUUAAAAUGUAUUUUCUGUUGUAGAGCCAUGAUCAGUUUACAAGUUUCACUGAGAUUGUUGACCAUUAGUUGUUACUGUAUAUUUGGGCCCGGUUUGUAAGUGUGUGUGUGUGUGUGUGUGUGUGUGUGUGUGUGUGUGUAUGAUAAAACAUUAGUAUAUCCAAUCCAGCUCUGCAGAAACAACACUAAUGUAUGCAUUGGUUUGGCCAAAUUUUUCAUAUAGCCAUAGCAGUCAACCAAUUUUGUGAUUUAUUUUUCAGGACAAAUGCACACAUUCGUGAGAACUGAAAUUUGAAAUGUUAAAAUGCACUGAGAGACGACUUUAGUUUCAUAGACAGCAGAGAUUUAAAUAUGCUUAAUUUACAGCAUUUUCUACACAUCAUUUAAGUUUGUCUGAAUGUGCAUUCCACAUUAUUAUUAUUAUUUGUUUUUUUUUGCAUUUUGAUUUAUGGUUUGGUAAGAAAAUCUACCAAAAGUAUCCCCAUUUUCAAUGCAAAUGAGCCUUAGGUGGUUUUUAUUGCACUUUAAAACUUAUCCAUUUGAAACAUGAUGCUUUUUACUUUAAAGAUUAAGGAGUUUGAUACCCUUGCAUAUUGUUGUUUUAUAAAUUCCCCCUAUUGUUUUGAUUUUUGCAACAACAUAGCUAUAGUCCCCAAAACAAUUGAAACCAGGAAAAUGAUAUUCUAUCUGAACAAGUCAAUAGAAAUGCACAUGACUCCGUUAUUAGCCGUUUUACGAAUGUAAUUAUUAGUUAAUAAUGUUGAUGAGAGAACUGGUGUUUAAUUAGUUAAUUUUAUGAACUACACGCUUGAAACCAUGUAGUAGCAUUGGUCAAAACAAUUGUACUACUUUUUUUUUUUUAAGUAUAUGUAUGUGCAUUUUCAGUGGGUUUGUGAUUGUGGCAUUGAUAUGGCUGACGGUUCAUAGGACCAGCUGGUCUUACAGACUGUGCAGCUGAUGUCUGUAGAGCAAGGAUGCUCAAAUCUUGUUUAAACAUGAGAGAAAUAGCAAAAAGCAAUCAUUUUCACCAUGAAAUGAUGUAUGGCCAGUUAUCGCUCAAGAACAAAUGUAUGGCUAGCAGCUGGCAAUAGUUCAAAAUUAUUUAUGAGUGGUUAAAACCUGUCACAUGAUGAGAUUAAGCAUUAACCACAUGAGAACAGAGUGCUGAGAGAAGACAAUGAUUUAUAAUCAUUUCCGUGACCAUACUGAAAAGCACCAUUUACUUGAUGGCAGGGUUGCUGCCACAUACAAUGGCAGCCGUUUUAUUGUUAGGAGUGAAAUAGCACCAAGCUCCAUUGUGUUGAUUUUACUGCUCGCUCUCCCUUUCCAGAGGAGCACAUUCCUAGACAUGAUCGAUGCAUGCGGUAUUGAAGUGAAAUACUGCUCUCAACUUGCUGUAUCUUACUGCUGCUGAAGUAGAGGUGGAGGAUGUUUAAAGUGAUGUGAAAUGCCUGAAUGUUGCACUGUUUCUUAAGAUGGGGUGGGGGCAGAGAGAGACUGGGUGUAAAUAUUGUUUUGUCUUCUUUUGGGGGGAGGGUUAUACUGCUCUGCCCUCUUCUCGGUCUUUCCCAAAUACACUACACAGUGUAAACAGACAGUAGAGGAUGUAACUAAUGCUCUGUUCUAUUUUUAACACAGGAAAAAAAAAAACUUUGUACUAAUUCGCA